AUGAUUUCUUUGUCGUGUGUAUGCUCAAAUGUGACAGUCACAUUGAAGCAGAAACAAAUUGUCACUCCACAGAUCAAAUGGCUGAAUCCAAUGACGGGAAUGGGAAAGCUUGCAUUUAAAUACAACUCAAUGACACACUCGACCCAAAUCAGCAAGUGGUCAUUGGUAAGGUGCAACUGUUGUGGGACUGACUGUGCACUGAUCAGCGAUGGCGAGGUCAUCGUCAACCCGAUCAUGAAGGAGUCUGAAACCCUGAGAAAAAAUCUGACGUUUUCGAACUCGUUUAAUCUCUAUGUCGACCUCCAAGCAACGAAGUCCAAACCACAAACAGCUCAGAGCUCGUAUGUGGGGUCACUAUCACUGUCGGCUGUUAGAGACCCAACCGAGAAGGAAUUACUUGGAAUAAAACAAAAAAGAGUCGAACAACUCUUCCAAGAAAAAGAACGAAAAAUUAGGGAAUUUGUGAUGGAACAAGAAGAGUUGUACGAGAGCGAACGACGAAACGUCAACCUCGAGUUUGACGCCAUCAAAUCGAGGUUAGAGUCUGUUUCGACGGAGCCACCCAAAAUCACAAUGACGCCCAAUACGUUACCAAAGAGUAAGAGUGGGGGCGACAUUUUUGACAUGGACGAGGACUUUGACAUCGACGAGGACACAAAAGAAACCAACCCAACAAAUUCGGCAAUCCAGGAACAUACCUCACCACAAUUUGCGCGGGCAUGCCCCGUCGACUCAAAACGAGCAACACAACAUAUGUCGCCAAUACAGUCACCGUACGAGAGUCCCACAGGUGUUUUCACAUCCAACGCCCAACACAUCAAACAAAGCCAGCACGUCAAAAUUAAAGACGAUUUCCCAUCAACAUUUAAGGAGUACACAAUCAGUUCGUUGACGAGGACAGAGACACUGCCCGUUUCAAGCUCGUUUAUCGGGGCGAAAUACCAAUUCUGA
Messenger RNA from Entamoeba invadens IP1, 951 nucleotides. RefSeq lists its product as hypothetical. Lineage: Eukaryota; Evosea; Mastigamoebida; Endamoebidae. The transcript is spliced from 2 exons. Bases 1 to 951 code for a protein of 316 amino acids. The record is from RefSeq and is a predicted model, not a curated record.